Trypanosoma rangeli is the source of this 2217-nucleotide messenger RNA. Its product is annotated as putative peroxisome assembly protein. Bases 1 to 2217 code for a protein of 738 amino acids. Gene Ontology annotation, biological process: protein import into peroxisome matrix. Gene Ontology annotation, cellular component: cytosol; peroxisomal membrane. The transcript has a single exon. The record is from RefSeq and is a predicted model, not a curated record. NCBI's taxonomy places the organism in Eukaryota, Euglenozoa, Kinetoplastea, Trypanosomatida, Trypanosomatidae. Gene Ontology annotation, molecular function: ATP binding; ATP hydrolysis activity.
AUGCAGUACUCCGAUCGACGAAUAAAGGUUCCCCUCUCGGCAUUUCGUCCUGUGCUGGACUCAAAGUGUGUACCGUUAACGCUGGCGUCGGCUCAACAAGGGUGUGGGGAGUUGCAACUGAGUGGUGUUGUUGUUGCACCUGCGUGGCCCGCCUUCAUGCUGGCCGCCUUCUUGGGAGACAACUAUGAGCAGAUUAUGACGCUUGCCUUACGCGCCUCCAAAGAACAGCUGUGUGGUCGAAUAGUCUCUGAGGGUGACGUUUUUGCCCUUCACGUCACACCGCAACUUUUUUUUGAGCGUCAGCUGGUUUGCACCGACGUCGCCGAAGUUGUGCUGGCGCACGUUGCACAUCUUGCACAGAGCGGCAACGCGGAAACGGCGGCAAGAUCGUUGAUGCACAAUGACGGCAUCAUUGCGAUACCACUUCGCGUUGUUGAAGUGACAACAACUUCCGGUAGACCGUUCGGGUGGCUUGACUUGAAUAAUGGUGGGACGGAGGUUGUUUUAUCGAUUCACAGCAUCGCACUUUGCGCAGAUGUGACCCCGCUAUUUCCGCCAUGGCGUCUACGGGAAACAUUAUAUUUAAAGUUGUCUCUGACUGUGGCCAUUCUUGAUGCACUGGGCACUGUUUUUUUACCAUCGCACUCAGCUGAGACCCAUGUCUUUGUGGUGCAUGCACUUCCAGAGAAUUUCCCAUAUGAGAGCAUUACAACCGCGUUAGCCGUACAUGGUGUGGGGGCCCUCAUUGUCGACCUUGAUCGCCGGCAACGGGAUGAGAUGCAGCACCUCAUUUCGGACUAUAUGCAAAGUCUGGGGGAGGUUGCACUCGUGGUUAAGAAUUCGCAACUCCUGCCUGAGCAUCCCCAAUUGCUGCAUUUGUUUGAUACGGAUGACAUUGACACUUCUACUACUAAUACUGCCCGGGUUGGAGUUCGUGUUAUUUUUCUAGUCUGUGAGAGCACGGAGGCACCACCGCCGACGGUGGCGGCCAGAGCUCGAAAUGUGGGAGGUUUGCUUAAGGGCACUAACCCAUCGGACGCCGAUCGUCGUGUUAUCGUGGAAACGUUGUUUCAGGAGGCCCAACGUUCCUUUGGCAUCUGUAAGAGUCUGUUGUUGUCAUUUGAUUCCAUGGCAGCGUGGCUGGUGGGACUGAGUGCUGCCGAUGUGGUGGCGUACAUGCAGGAGUGCCUCUCACUGCUGAGCUCUAUGCGGUUGCCCGAGGGAGUAAGGCCGGUUCUUUCGGAAUCUUUGUCUGGGAGUGUGCUGCAAAAGUACCAAAAAGCACAUGGACACAGCCUCGUCUCGACCAAACUGCAGCCAGUGCGGUGGAAAGAUGUAGGCGGCUUGGAAGAUGCGAAGCGAGAGCUGCGGGAAACGAUUCAGUUGCCCCUAUUGCAUCCAGAUCUUUUUUCCAACGGCGCAAAACGACGGGCAGGUAUUCUUUUCUACGGGCCACCAGGGUGUGGCAAGACACUCCUGGCAAAGGCAGUGGCUACGGAGAUGAAUAUGAAUUUCAUGGCCGUGAAAGGGCCGGAACUGAUCAAUCAAUAUGUGGGUGAGAGCGAAAAGAACAUACGCCUCCUCUUUCAACGUGCACGGGACAACUCGCCCUGCAUCAUAUUUUUUGACGAGCUUGACGCGCUGGCGCCAGCACGUGGCGCCAAGGGUGACGCUGGCGGGGCUAUGGACCGCGUAGUUGCGCAGCUGCUUGUCGAGGUAGACGGUGUGGGCCAUGCGCGUACGGAUGGCACUGCUGUUGCCCAGGUGUUCAUCAUUGGCGCCACAAAUCGCCCAGAUUUGCUGGAUCCGUCACUGCUGCGCCCUGGCCGCUUUGACAGACUGUGCUACCUGGGCCUCCCUGCGACAAGAGAGGAGCAGCUUGUUGCUCUCCAGGCGCUCACACGGAAGUUUGACCUCGCUUAUGACGUGGACUUUGACAAACUCCUUGAGCCCCUCGAAUUUGAGUACACCGGCGCUGACUUCUUUGCACUUUGCUCCGACGCCAUGAUGUUUGCUGUGGAGUCGAUGUUGGAGCACAUUGUUGCGGAGGAGGACUGCAUCGUGCCGGAGGCGGCGGCGAGGGACGCUGAAGAAACGCCGCGUCUUGUUGUUCAGAUGCGUGACUUUGUGCGUGCGCGCGACCAACUGAAGCCGUCCGUGUCGAAGAGCGACCUCAGGCGCUACGAGGGCCUUCAGUCGAAAUUUACAACCUGGUAG